AUGCCAUCAGUGGAAACCGCAAGCACAGUUGUUGACGAGAAACAUGACAAGAGUACCACUGGUCAGUCACCGGUCUUUGGAGCAUCUGGUAGAAAAAUCAUAUACGACAAAGAUGGCAAACCAUGUCGAUCGUGUAAUACGUUAUUAGAUUUUCAAAUGGCUACUGGAAAAGCCCCCAAAUUGCCAUCAAAAAAGGAGUCGUCCACAGUCUCUAAUUCAUCGAGCUCUAGUCAGUUCAUUCCAUCUACAAAUCCAUCGGAGCCACCAUCAUUCUAUAAGAAACUAGACCCACCUGAUGUGGCACAGCUCGGCCGCUCAUCUUGGACCCUACUCCAUUCCAUUGCUGCGACAUACCCCGAGACACCCACUACAAAGCAACAGCAAGAUAUGAAAUCAUUUUUGCAUUUGUUCGCUGGUGUAUAUCCAUGCUGGUAUUGUGGUGAGGAUUUUCAAAAGUAUAUCCAGAAGAACGAACCUCUGACCAAAAGUCAAGAUGAUUUGGGUAAAUGGCUAUGCGAGGCACAUAACGAUGUCAAUGUGAAGUUAGGAAAACCUAAGUUUGAUUGCAAUUUUUGGAAACGGAGAUGGAAAGAUGGAUGGGAUGAGGAGUAA
This is a messenger RNA of Lodderomyces elongisporus, 612 nucleotides long. It is a transcript of the gene ERV1, whose product is annotated as flavin-linked sulfhydryl oxidase. Lineage: Eukaryota; Fungi; Ascomycota; Pichiomycetes; Serinales; Debaryomycetaceae. Gene Ontology annotation, molecular function: flavin-dependent sulfhydryl oxidase activity; flavin adenine dinucleotide binding. The coding region runs from base 1 to 612 and encodes 203 amino acids. Gene Ontology annotation, cellular component: mitochondrion. The record is from RefSeq and is a predicted model, not a curated record. The transcript is spliced from 2 exons.